AUGGAACCCCGAACGGUCCAGGAGGCCUAUGAUCUCCAGGCAAUCGCAACGCCGCAGGCGCCUGCGAUUCGUGCCCCUGGGUAUUAUGAGCUGACAUACGAAGGUUUAGUGGGGCGCAGUCACUCUUUGGCGAGCGGCUUGGCGGCCCGCUUGGCGCAGUCCCGUGGCUGCGUUGCUCUUUUUGUAGACAGGACGCAUCGCGACUUCCUGCCGCUCUGCUUGGCGUGUGCUCGCUGUUACCGGCCCUUUGUCCUGCUCAGUACCGACCUUCCGGACAAGCAGGCAGAAGGUCAGCGCAACUGCUUCCUGUUGGAGACGCUGCGCCCAUCCUUGAUCGUUACCGACACCGCGGAGCGAAUGGCAACGACUCCCAGCGAUGGUAUGGACUGGAUCUCCCUAGAAGAUUCGCUUCUGGAUGACACCAAUUCAGGCCAGCCGCUGACUCUGGUGAAGACGAGUGGAUCAGGUGAAGACCCUUCAGAACGCAUUUUCUGCUUGAUGUGUACAGGAGGGAGCCGUCAGCUCAAGAUUGCCAAAGUGUCGCAUGUGGUGGUCCUGACGGACGUGCGAUAUUAUCCCAAUGUAUGCAAUCUCCGUCGCCGCCUGGAGGGUGGGCAACCCCGCGUGUUGCAACAACUGCGCAACUACUGGGCCGCGUCGAGUGUAGGGACGCUGAGCCUGUGUUUGGCCUUCGGUGGCUGCGCCGUGGUCACCACCACAGCAGACGCAGCGGAGCUGCGGCGUUUAGUGAUCUCAGAGCGAGUGGAUGUUGUUGGCAUGGUGCCUGAUCAGUUGAGGCUCUUGGCUGAGGACCCUUGCAAGGAGCUUCCCUGGAUGCGGCUGGUUAUGACCUGGGGCGAACGAUUUCCAGGGUCUUUGGUCGACCGCUGGCGAGGUCACCCCGGACUGGUUCUGGAGCUCUUUGCCGCGACGGAGUUCUGGCUGGGUUUUGUUGGGCAGCCUGUUGCAGAGUACACCGACCGCGGCGGAGGUGGCUGUCUUCUUCGGUCUGCUGGUUCUCACGUCUCUUACUUGGUUCUGGACGAUGCGAUGAUGCCGGUGCCUGAGGGCGAUGUCGGGGAGCUCUUUCUCGCCGGCCCUUUUGUGAUUCCAGGCUACGUGGACGAGGCCACCACUGAAGCCAGCUUCCUCUCCAUACAUGGCCAGCGUUACUACCGCACGCGGGACAGGGUCCUGGUAGCACCUGGCGGAAUUAUUUACCACUCCCGCGCGGAUCACCGAGCCAAGCGUGGAGGUCAGUGGGUCGACCUUGCUGUUACUGAGAAAGCACUGCAGGGCAUUGUGGGCAUCAAAGAGGUCUGCGCUGUCGAGGACAACAGCGGACUUUGUGCAUUCUUGUCCAUCGAUGCCAGCUGCCUCCGGAUCUCUUCCGGGUUGGCCACAGCUGCGAAAGCCAUUCGCCGAGUGAGGGAGCUGCUUCCGUCGCGGAGCUUUCUGCAGCUGCUUCCAGAGCUGCCGCGGAAUCCCACCGGCAAGAUUCACCUUCAGGCGCUGGAGCAGCGCUGGGAAGGGCAGUCGCGUGCGCGCCAGGCCAAGGCAGCCCAGCCGCAUUUGCGCCAGAGGCUCCAGGCUGUGUGCUGUCAGCACGCGCUGUGUGGCAUCGCUGCCCUCUUCAUCGCAGUUGGUGGAGAUGCCUUCGGAGCAGGCCUUCGGCAACUCAGCGCGCAAGGCGCGUCCCAGCUUGGCACGACUCAAUGGCCUCUCCUUCGAGCACUUGGCAUGGCCUACUCCUGGCUAGCCAUGGCGCAGCUCUCGCACAGCAGCGUCCGGCUGAACGCCGCUUGGGCAUGCUAUCAGUUGGCAAGCAUUGGCGCCGCGGUGGCCGCGCGCCGUCGUCGACUCGCGGCCUGGCCUUUGGUCUUCUGGCUUGGUGUCGGCACACAGCUCCACUACGAAGUGUGCCAGGCCUCCGCGAGGGUCUGGGCGGCCGUGCUGAGGCUCUUGGGAGAUGGCGCGGAUGAGGCAAGCUGCCUGGAAAUGGUGGCCUUCGAGAAUGCCAGCGCUGCCGCCUCGCCAGUUCGGACAAAGUUCUCGAACGAGACAGCAGAAGUGGUUUUCUCCGAGUCCGAUUCGGACCGGGCUCUGCAGACCUUCCGCAUCCGCCCUGAUGGCCCUGAUGGGCCUGAUGGCGCGGCGGAGCGCGGCGAGCGACGAAACACCGCGACGCUCUCGCCCUUGGAGCAUCGAGCCUUUGAGCUGCUCCAGCAGAUCCUCCCUGUGGCUGACGUAAACGACCCACUGACGCUGGACAGCCUCCGGGCUGGUUGGCUCACCGGUGCAUUUCAGAGCCUCGGGAAGGCGGUGGACGCGGCAGCGGUUCAACAGGCUGCCAGCGUGAGCACCCUUCUGUCUUUGGUGAAGGCUGCCCCAGCUUUGCCUGCAUCCGCCCCGGAACCGAAAACCGCCGAGUACAUCCUCUUCAUCAAGCCGAACCAUUUCUCGCAGCCCCUGUUGUGGUUGGCACGGACAGAGAGGGCAAUCGAUGCUGCCACGCUGCGCGGCGCUGUGAAGGAGCUGGUGUGCUGCCACCCAGGCCUCCGAGCUCGCAAUGCCGAUCCCAUCGCCCUUCGUAACUUUGUGCGUAACUGCGCCUCCCUGCUGAUGAUGGUGAUGUCGAAGUCGAGGCUCAGUUCUCUCCUGGGAGGCACCUUGUUGAGAUGCUGGCCGAGGGUGGUGGUGGCGCCGGCUGAUGGCACUGUUGGCACUGUUGGCCGCUUCCAGGUCUUCCAAGUUCAGGGCCAGGAUGACCUCGAGCACCGGGUGCAGAGCGGUUGGCAGUUUCACACCUGGCAGCGGGAGCCAUUUGAGAUUUGGCUGCUGCAGCUCAGCGUGGCGCUGGAGGGCGCGUGGGAUUGCGAUGGUGGACAAGUCCGCGUCACCCGAAACGAGGAUGGAGAACUCAUCUAUGUCGACUCAGUUCACUUGAAGGGGCAAGUGGUCCUGCGCACACCUGAGCAUCCCUUGAGCCCAGCACCGCCCACAUCAUUUCGGCCCCUCUAUUCUGGGCAUCUUGAUGGUGCAUCAGUGUGGCUGCGGAUCUCUUCUCCUGGCAACAUGCAGGUCUGCCUGCAACGCACGCCGGAGUCGGAGAUGCACACCUUCGCAGUCACCAGGCUGCCCCAACCAGGCGAUCCUGUUCACAAGGUGAAUUUCGUGCUGUUUCUUUGCCUUCACACCAUCGCAGAUGGCUACAGCUUUUCGGCUUUCGCCGCAGACCUCUUUGACAUCUAUGAGGCUCUGGCGAAGAAGACCCUUGAGAUGCCACCGGCCAAGAACGACGAGUUGAGCAUUCUGGAGAGUCGCGUGAAGGAGGCACUCUUCCAAUCCGACGAUCCCAUGCGGCACUCCCUUCGCGGGAAUCUCUGGGGCAUCACCUGCAGAGGGUACACUUGCGGCCUCGUGAUCCAAGGACGCACCCUGUUGGUUCUCAAGGCAGUGGCCCAGAGUUAUGCCGUGCCGAUGAACCACCUCUUGCUGACCUUGGUUUCCGUGGCCAAAGCCCGAGCCAGCGCCUGCUCGGAGGUGGACCUGACAAUGUAUGUCCCAAUGCGAGACGGCUUGGAAGCUGGGAUGGCGGGUCUUUUUGCUGACUGGCGCGACAUUUGCGUACCAACGGCCUUGGCCGACAGUACGAUCCUCGGCGUGCUGCUGCACGUGACGGACAUCCUCAGGAUGCGCCGCUGGACUAUCUACGAUGCGCGCCGAAAGCCAGAGCAGAUUUUGGUGAACUUCGACUCGAUCGAUGAUCGGCGCUAUGGGGCUGGCAUUCGCCAGGUGCCCGAGGCGAUGUGGACGCAGCCCUGGUUCGACUUUUCCAGCAAAUGGCUAAGCGUGCCCUUGCAGUUCGACAUGUGGGAAGAGCACCAGGAUCGAUGGUGCAUGGCUGCGCGAAUGUCCUACAAGAUGUACCCACCAUGCUGGUGCAGUCGCUUCCUGCAGGCGUUUCAGGAUGCGACAUGGGAUGUGGUUUUUCAGCCAUUGGAGCCUGUCCACAAGCCGUUCGCAGACUCCUGA
Symbiodinium natans is the source of this 4035-nucleotide messenger RNA. The record is from the annotation of a GenBank genome assembly. Lineage: Eukaryota; Dinophyceae; Suessiales; Symbiodiniaceae.